GCCAGUUCUUGUAGGGUUUUCAGUGACGCGCGGACACGCGUGUGUGCUUCACAUAAAGAGAGUGAGUGCUUCCCCAGACGGGGAAGAGGUCGCGAUGACCGGCCGCGUUGGGUUCGUGGUGACGGUGCUCGGAGUGUGGACGUGCGUCAGUGGGCAAUUUCUCAGCAGCGGUGCUCAACAAAACAGGACGGGAGUGUAUGGAAGGACUUACCCCUUUUACGAGAAUAGGGCUUAUCCCACGGGAGGGACGUAUCGACAAGGGGGACAAUAUGGAGGGGCAUCGGCCGAGGUUGACAGCACUGGAAGUCCUUCCUAUCGUUACGAAGAUACCCGACAGAGAACUCCCAAUAGGAGUUACGAAGUAAGGGGGAGUUAUCAAAGAGGGGGUGUGGGGUCUUACAGCCAAACAGAAGCCCCAAGUGCGGGUCAAGACUAUUAUGGUCAGUCCCAAUCAGGCCAAAGACAAGGCCAGUAUGACCAAUAUGGCCGAUACAUCCCAAACCCCUCGAGUCCAUACCAAAGCAGGCGACCAUACGCCAGCAGCUAUGACAUUUUUGACGCUCCGGGAAGCGCUUAUGGGCCCAAAAACGGAAGUGAACGCUGUAUUCCUAAAUGUUUUGCCGAAAAAGGAAACCGAGGUUUUCCGGGAGUUCCUGGAAUUUCGGGAGAAAAAGGUCAGCGUGGUUUCCCGGGCGAAGAAGGGAUAAUGGGUCCAAAGGGCGACAAAGGCGAGCCAGGUCCCAUCGGUCCGAGAGGACCUAAGGGCGAACGUGGCAAAAUGGGUGUUCCCGGAUUUCCUGGAAUUAAUGGCGUUCCGGGCUUGCAAGGGCCACCCGGCCAUCCUGGACUACCCGGACUUGAUGGAUGUAAUGGAACUGAUGGUCUUCCUGGACUUGACGGUUUUCCUGGGGAACAAGGACCGAGAGGUUUUCCCGGAACGCCUGGAAUCAAAGGCGAGAAGGGUGAAGCUGCUCACUGCGAAAUUAAUCUAAAAGGGCAGAAGGGAGAACCGGGAAGAGAUGGUGUGACUGGACCUUCUGGGAAUCCAGGACCGCCUGGACCUCAAGGUUUGCCAGGAUCUCGUGGUGAAACCGGACCUCCGGGACCUAGAGGACCUCCUGGACCGAAAGGUUCGAAAGGUAACAUGGGAAUUGGGUUUGAAGGUGCUAAGGGUGAUAAGGGUAGUAAGGGAGAACGUGGUAAAAAAGGAAGUUGCAACAGUUACCAGACUGGAAACCAAACUGCUACGAUUGGCCCUCAAGGAGAAAGGGGUGAAAAGGGUGAUAUAGGUCCACAAGGAGAAAUGGGUGAGAAAGGAAAUACAGGAACAGGUGGAAACCCCGGAACUUCGGGAUCGAUAGGAAUGAAAGGAGAAAAAGGCUUGCCCGGUGCUCCCGGACCAAGAGGUAGAGAUGGAUAUGCCGGUCCUCCUGGUCCUCCAGGUCAAAAAGGAGAUCGAGGAGUCGAAGGAUUGCCAGGUUUACCUGGACGCCCAGGCCUUAAAGGAGAACCCGGAAAAGACGGCCCACCUGGUUUUCCCGGAUUAAGUGGACCACCAGGACCACCUGGUGGUGGUAAAGGCCGCCCAGGACCUCCGGGUCCUCAAGGUCCUAGAGGUUAUCCGGGACCAAUGGGACCUAAAGGAAUGGAUGGUUUUCCGGGAGAUCCGGGUCCAAGAGGUCCGAUUGGACCACCCGGAGGUCCAGGACUGAAUGGCAGACCAGGUCCUGAAGGAGCACCUGGCGAAAAAGGUGAGAAAGGUGAGGCCGGAUCUAUUGGAUUUCCGGGUGCGGAUGGACCCAGAGGAUAUCCUGGGCCUAUUGGUCCUCAAGGGCCGCGGGGAUUCCCAGGAGAGAAAGGACUCUCAAUCAUGGGACCGAAAGGUGAUAAUGGAGAACCUGGAUUAGAUGGUGAACCGGGUCAAAAAGGUGAAAAAGGUGUAUCUGGACAACGUGGUGUUCCUGGAGAUGCUUUGAAUGGUGUUCCUGGUCCACCGGGUCCUAUGGGGCCUCCAGGAGAGAAAGGAAAUCCUGGUAGACCGGGAUUGCACGGAAAUCCAGGAAUACCGGGAGAAAAGGGUGACAGGGGGGGAAGAUGUAUCGAUUGUUUACCUGGAGUAAAAGGAGAAAAAGGCGAAGCUGGAAUUAAUGGUCGGGAUGGAGAUGUUGGACCCCGUGGUCCUCCAGGAUCUAUGGGAUUUCCCGGAUUGCCUGGACUCGAUGGAUUACCAGGACGACAGGGACCUCCGGGGCCUCCAGGAAAAGAUGGUUUGCCGGGUAUUCAAGGAAAUCCGGGAAUUCCGGGAGAACCUGCAUUUAUUCCACGUGAUUUAGUUAAAGGAGAAAGAGGUCCAAAAGGUGACAGAGGAUUUCCGGGACCGGAAGGUCCCAGAGGUUUACCCGGACCAAUAGGACCUAAAGGAGAAUCUGGUUUACCCGGAUUUCCGGGUAUGAAAGGUGAACGAGGGUUUGACGGUUAUCGCGGCAGCGAUGGUAGACCUGGAGAGCCUGGUAUUCCUGGAGCAAAAGGUGAAAAAGGAACAAGUGUGAAGGGCGAACCUGGAUAUUCUGGACCACCCGGACGUCCUGGACUAAAAGGAGACGAAGGGGAACCUGGAGAAAAAGGAGUACCUGGACGAUGUCCAGAAUCUUGGACACAACUGACAAAAGGAAAUCGCGGACCUCCUGGUCCAAAAGGUCCUCCAGGUCCACCAGGUCCUUCAGGAAUAGAUGGUGCAAAAGGUGAUCUAGGACCACCAGGUUUUCCAGGCUCUAAAGGUUUGCCCGGUAAUCCUGGGCCCAGUGGACCGCGAGGACUUCCCGGUCCCAGAGGAGAAAAAGGUGAUAGAGGUCCAAUGGGAUUUGUUGGAGAGAAAGGCAGAGACGGCGCUCCGGGAGUUCCUGGUUUGGCGGGUACUAGAGGCUUAAAGGGAGAACCUGGAAUUCCAGCAAUUGGACCACCAGGCCCUCCGGGACCCUUCGGGCUUAAAGGAGAAAAAGGGUUGCCUGGUUUGCCAGGUAAAACAGGCGCUCCGGGUCAACCAGGAUUGCCUGGACUUAUGGGAGAGAAAGGAGAUGUUGGAGUCCCUGGAUUGAAUGGUUUAACUGGUCCUCCUGGCCUAAAAGGAGAACCUGGUCCGUUUGGACCGCCCGGAAUUCCUGGUGCUGCAGGUAUUCCAGGCCCUGAAGGACAAAAAGGUGAACUUGGACUUAAAGGAGAAACGGGAGCACCAGGCUUGCCUGGAUUCCCAGGCAGAAAAGGAGAACCUGGAAUACCAGGAUUAGAAGGACCAAAAGGUUUUCAAGGUCCUGCUGGUCGCCCUGGCCCCCCAGGACAACCAGGAAUGGAUGGGCUUCCGGGGCCUCAAGGAGAAAAAGGAGAUAGAGGCUUUCCAGGAGCGCCAGGACCUCAAGGAUUAGUAGGAAUGCCAGGAUUAGUGGGAUAUUCCGGUGAAAAAGGCGAUACAGGUCCCGCGGGAUUCCCGGGACUUCCAGGACCAUCUGGAAUGCCUGGCUUUAAAGGAGAACCAGGAUUGCCAGGUUUGCCAGGGCAAAAAGGCGAUCAAGGAGAUGUUUCCGAAAAAGGACAAAAGGGAGAACCUGGAAUUCCAGGAUUAAGAGGCCCUCCUGGCUUAUCAGGCAGACAAGGUUUCCCAGGUCCUAAAGGAGAUAAGGGAACAAUAGGACAAAGUAUUCCCGGUCUGAAAGGAGAACCUGGUAUUCCAGGAAAUCCCGGAAUUGACGGCAGACCAGGUAUUCCUGGACUUAAGGGUGAACCAGGAUUUCCAGGAUUGCCAGGGUUGAAAGGCGACAGAGGAUUCCCAGGCGAAAGAGGUGCUCCCGGUAUUGAUGGAAUCUCUGGAGAAAAAGGAAAUAAAGGUGAUAUUGGCUUUCCGGGACCACCCGGAUUCCCUGGAGCCAAGGGUGAUAUUGGUUUACCUGGUCGUGCUGGUCUUGAUGGCCUCAAAGGAGAAAGGGGACCUCCAGGGCCUAUAGGUCCCGUCGGUUUUCCUGGUCCUAAGGGAGAAUGGGGAGAACGCGGUCCUCCAGGACCUUUAGUAACGGUCAAAGGUGAUAAAGGAGAACCGGGACCUCCUGGAUUGCGUGGCUUAGAGGGCGAGAAAGGAGAUCGUGGAUAUCCAGGCCAACCCGGGUUAUCGGGAGAGAAAGGAAAUUCUGGAUUUCCGGGAGUUAAAGGAGAACCUGGAUUUAUUGGCGCUCCGGGUGAAAAAGGUGACAAAGGUUUUCCUGGAAUUGCCGGAGUUCCCGGCGCUACCGUGAAAGGUGAAAAAGGUCUUCCUGGUAUUCCCGGAAAACAAGGGCGCGAGGGCUUGCACGGAAUUCCCGGCGAAAAAGGCGAUCGAGGUCUUCCAGGCCUCCCAGGCCGCUCAGGAUCCCCCGGACUUCCUGGACCUCCAGGCUCUAAAGGAGGCAAAGGCGAUCGAGGUUUCCCAGGACCUGUCGGACCUCCAGGAAGUAUGGGACCCCCAGGACGCGACGGCUUACCCUGCGCUCCAGGUCCUCAAGGCGAAAAAGGUGACCGAGGCCCACCUGGACUUAUCGGAGCACCUGGAGAAAAGGGCGAUCGGGGAAUAACUGGACUUCAGGGACCUCCUGGAUAUCCAGGCGAAAAAGGCGACCGUGGAUUUGACGGAAUUUCCGGACCCCCAGGACCUGUUGGACCGAUCGGAGAAAAAGGCUUCCCUGGCGCUCCUGGUCGUCCUGGAGUACCAGGAUUAGGCGGCCCUAAGGGCGAUAAAGGAGAGCCGGCACCACCUGGAUUCCCUGGACCUAAGGGAGAUAAAGGAGUACCAGGACAGCCAGGAUUGCCCGGAGAACGAGGGUUACCGGGUCCGGUGGGACCCCCUGGUCGGGAUGGCUUCCCUGGCGAGAAAGGAGACCGAGGAGUUGAUGGAUUACCGGGAUCUCCAGGUCCGUCGGGACCAAAAGGAGAUAGAGGAUUUGAUGGAGCGAUUGGUAUUACUGGUCCUGUGGGUGAACCAGGUCCCAAAGGAGAACCCGGGGCUCCGUGUGAACAAGUCGGGGAUUACCUCACUGGAAAUCUUCUAGUGAGACACAGCCAAAGUAUCGAAAUUCCACAAUGUGAGAGCGGCCACAUGAAACUAUGGGAAGGUUAUUCUCUUCUCUAUGUGCAAGGAAACGAAAAAGCUCAUUCGCAAGAUCUUGGUUUCGCCGGUUCUUGCAUUAGGAAGUUCUCCACGAUGCCUUUUGUCUUCUGUGACUUCAACAAUGUUUGUAAUUACGCCAGCAGAAAUGAUAAGUCUUAUUGGUUGUCAACGAGUGCUCCAAUUCCGAUGAUGCCAGUCGAAGAGUCGGCUAUAAGACAAUACAUCUCCAGAUGUGUGGUCUGCGAAGCCCCAUCUAACGUCAUCGCGGUGCACAGCCAAUCACUAUCCUUGCCUGACUGUCCGCACGGCUGGAGCUCUCUCUGGAUUGGCUACAGUUUCAUUAUGCACACGUCUGAUGGCGCUGAAGGCGGUGGUCAGUCUCUGGUGAGUCCGGGUUCGUGUCUGGAAGAUUUCCGGGCAUCGCCGUUCAUCGAAUGCAACGGCGCCCAAGGCACGUGCCACUACUUUGCCAACACUCUCAGCUUCUGGCUGGCGACCAUCGAGCCCUACCAAGAGUUCCAGAAGCCCCAGAAGCAGACGCUGAAAGCCGGCAACGUCCGCGAUCGAAUAAGUCGAUGCCAAGUGUGCAUCAAGAACACGUAAUACCGCCGGUAACCCUUAGGCUUAUUUUCGACGAGUCGAUGGGUCAGUCGCAUCGCGGUGCGAAUGACCCAUCCGAUCAUGUGUUCAACCUCCAGUGUUCCUCGAAUCUCGAGUUCUUGUACAUCGGGCGUACGAAUGAUGCACGAGAACUCGCAUUUUUGUAUCAUAAGCUUUGUAACGUUUUAAUACUGCCGUGCCAUGUUUGUGUAACAAAAAGCAUGUAAAGAGUUUUGUAUAGUAUUUAGUUUAAGUUGUAUGUAUGUAAUAAUACCACAAGGCUAGAUGAAAUGGUAUUUGCGAAAAAAUCAUUAAUUAGGGCGGUCACAGUUCUUAGAAGUUUCGCUGUGAUUUUUAAUAGCAUUUUUUAAGCUGAACGGUUAUCUUUUAAAGAGAAUAUUUUUGUAAUUAAUUAUUUUAAUGGUGCUAUGUAUCCCUGUAAUAAUUUAUGUGUUCGCUUUAAGUCUGCAGUGAUCUUGUUCUACAAUUUAUCCUCAACACACACUGUUACACUUUUAAUCUCAUUAUUAACAUUCCUUUUUUGGGCUUUCGUUCUAAACUUCUAGUCAACAACGUGGCUACAAAAACUUCAAAUUCAUCAAGUAUCACUGCUUGUUUGUAAUCUUUCCAGCUCUUUAAACUUUUUUAUUAAAACACUGCCAUUGUAAAAUAAAUAUUACUUAAACAAC
Messenger RNA from Tribolium madens (black flour beetle), 6417 nucleotides. It is a transcript of the gene Col4a1, whose product is annotated as collagen alpha-2(IV) chain. Gene Ontology annotation, cellular component: collagen trimer. Bases 95 to 5731 code for a protein of 1878 amino acids. The transcript has 11 exons. The record is from RefSeq and is a predicted model, not a curated record. Gene Ontology annotation, molecular function: extracellular matrix structural constituent. Lineage: Eukaryota; Metazoa; Arthropoda; Insecta; Coleoptera; Tenebrionidae.